AUGUUUGCUCCGGCCAAACACCUGGUAUGUCUGCCGGCGUGUUUCUCCUUUGAUGUUUCCGGUCGGAAUGUAAACAAGAGAUUUCUUUCAGCUGCAACCCCCACCCCGUCCCAACUUCACGUCAAGCUUUUUUUUUGUCACCACCCCCACUACCAACCCAAUACUUUACACAUCCCUUCUCUUUCUAUCUCUUCCCAUCUUCCUAUUCUCUAUCAUUCUUUUUUUUAUUCCUUCCAUUUCGUAUCUCUUUGCCACAAAACUUUUUCUUUCUUUCUUUCUUUCUUUCUUUCUUUCUUUCUUUCUUUCUUUCUUUCUUUCUUUCUUUCUUUCUUUUACACUCUUUCUUUUACACUUUCUUUCUUUCUUUCUUUCUUUCUUUCUUUCUUUCUUUUCUUUUACACUUUCUUUCUUUCUUUUUCUUAUUUCGUUCUUACGAAUGCAGCCUCCGUGUCGACAUAUUGGUGA
Molecule: messenger RNA, 465 nt
Organism: Acanthosepion pharaonis
Lineage: Eukaryota; Metazoa; Mollusca; Cephalopoda; Sepiida; Sepiidae
Source: the annotation of a GenBank genome assembly